CCUUUGUACCCUCAUACUCUCAUACUUACAAUCAUACUUACACCCUUUCUCUCUCGUUUUUAUCAAGUCAGAAAAAUCUUUCGAAUCUUCCAAAUCUAUCAAGUCGUCAAGGAAUAUUUUGUUCAGGUGUUCGUCUUGUCCUGACCCGAAUCCUUCCUUUCUUGAAACACUUAAGACUAGCUACCCACCCGGCUACUCGAGUCGAGCUAUUCUUUUACCCCUUCAUUUGCUUCUGCCACAGCCAACAAACAAGCAAGCAAACUUUGAACGAAAGACCAUCCACUACAAUCAUCGCACACAAGCAAUCUUCAUAAAAUCUUUGAACCAUAACAUACACAAUCGAUAGAUAUACUUCUACCUUAUCGUGCCUCUUAUUCUUUGCAUCAAUUCAAGGUACGACUCUUGAAUCAUUCAUCCGCUUGCCACGAUAUCGAUAUCGAGAUCAAUUCUUGCAGAUCUUAUAAGAGUCGUCUAAAGCGUCUAAAGAUAUAUAGAAAACAAUCCUUGCAUCACUCACUACACUAUACCGGGUAGCGAUAAUCUUUCGCAAUCAAAUCGAUUUUUAAUCUUCGCGGGCGGAAACAAGGCAAAAAGAGGAAAAGACAUCAGGAAAAGAUCAAAAGAGGAAAAGAGCAAAAGAGCAACAUUAUUCUCCCGGUCGCAUAUUAUUGUUGUAACCGCUACCUACCUAGUAUUUCCUUGUCCCCCCCGCCAUCCUCUUAUCGACGACAUAAUAUUAUCGCCGUUCCUCGGAUAACCUCGACCUCGACCUUUAUAAUACUGGACAACUAUUGAGAAAAAAAUAAAAAGCAUUUUCAAGAAAAAGAAAUACUACUCGAUUAUUAAUUCAUCGUCCUGUCAACAAUACCCUCUUCGAUUCGGUUGCAGGUCUAGGCUGUGUCUUCUUCGUUUCCAGGCUGAAAGAAAAUCACCGGAGCUGGAUUCUUUUGAAACCAAGCCUCCUCUACUUGGGUACCUUUGCCCUGCUUACGAAUUCCAUAACACACUCUUGUUUGUCUUGAUGCGGUGACAGAGAUACUAUUCACAUUGCCUCAUCCUUUUCAUCCCUUACACGACCUACUAUCGCGAUCACCCCUCUCGUCGAGUCCGUAGUGAUCAGAUCAAUAUCGUCGACCACAAUGAGUACCGAUCCUCAAUCAACUCGGGAGCCAGCAUCUGGUCCGAGAUCCGGUGCCUCCUUCCUACCUACAAACACCAUCCGUACAAAUAACCUCAAUGGUUCCGAAGUCGAAGGACCAUUCAGCGGCCACAAUCCCCAAGAGUCGACGGUUACGACACCUCGACCCAAUACCGCACCCAAUACCCAACCUCGGCCGAUGCAUGGAUCGGAAGAUGCAACAACUCCUACAACAGUCUCAGAUGCGCUUGCCAAUCAAAGACCUCUCCCACAAGCUCCUUUCGAUGUGGCCGCGACCAUUCCAGAAACCGUGGCAGGUUUGACAGCCAUGAACAGAAAUAAUUCGACGAGGUCAAAUAAUUCUAUUGGUUCUGAGGAUGUUGAUAUGGACAAAUCCGAUGCUGCUAGUUCCAAUGGCAAUAGCCCAAGACCGCACAAGAAGAAGAAGAGUCAGAAAUUCUAUUGCACGGAUUAUCCGCCAUGUAACCUCAACUUUACCAGAACCGAGCAUUUGCAGCGUCAUAUAAGAAAACACACCGGAGAACGUCCCUACGAAUGCUUUUGUGGGCGUUACUUCUCUCGAAGAGACAAUCUACGCCAACAUGCUCAAACGGUACAUCAAAAGGAGGAAAUCCCCCCAGGAUCGUUGGCAGCCACUAGCACAAGAUUUCCUAGACAGCCUCGUACAGAUAGAUCUAAGCCCCCUGGCAGACAACGAGCUGCUACAGUGAGCGAACAGGUACCAUCAUAUCGUGGUCAUCAUCGAAAUUCCUACUCCACUUCCAGCAUAAUGUCGAAUAUGUCGCACACAUCGAGUUAUAGUCAAGCACACAAUCUCAGACGCCCACUCGCUCUACAGAUGCCUAGUCCCUUAACAAGACGCCCAAGUUCACCUGGAGGUUACAGUACGCCCACUUCUGCUACUUUCUCAACUGGUCAGAAUAGUCCGCGAUGGCCAACCCUCGGGUUUCAAUCAUCUCCUGGACCAGGCGUAGGUGUACAAAUACCAGCUGGUCGCAUUUAUGACGGACAUCAUACGCCCGGUCGAAGAUUGUCUACACCCUCGGCCGCAAAUCCGUUUUCCCCCACUGGUCCCGCUUCCAACCCUUUUGGCACGUCAUCAAAUUUCUCUGCAGCGGCACCCUAUUCGCCAAGUUUGGUUUCAAGCCCUACAAACUCGACAUUCAACAAUGGUGGACAAUCGAUGGCUGCCCACCAUUCAGAUAUGGAUAAUAGAAGGAGAACCUGGCACCAAGGAACCAAUGCGGCUACACUAGCAUCAUUCACCACGAGACUGCAUAGUGUUAUGAACGCAAACCAUUACGCUGAUGGUCCUAUACCUGAACCGGCCGCGAUCCUUCGCAGUAAUGCCCCUCCACAAGAACAUGCAAGACUUCCUGGUAUCUCAAGCUUGUUGCCUGGUAGAGGAGAAUCUCCUCCGCCUCGCCGUAGUCGAGAACAAAUGAUGAUUGACAGGCCACACUCUUACCAUCAGCCAAGCCUUAGUAUGACUGAACGUCCAAGAGAAAAUCCUGCGGAUAGACCAGCGUCCUAUUAUCAGCCAAUCUCUGACGUGUCUAAUCGUGGUCCAAGUCAAAGAAUGAUCGAUAGACCGCCUUACUAUCAGACCAAUACUCCCAUGUCUGAUGACCCUCGUCCGAGUCAAAUGAUGACCGAUAGACCAAAUUCUUACCACCAGCCAAACCCGAUUGUGCCUGAACGUCGUCCAAGUCAAAUUAUGACUGAUAGAUCAAGCUCUUAUUAUCAACCAAGACAUUCCAUAUCAGAAUCGGUCUCCUAUUCUAAUCCAAGACCAAUGCCUUCCAGGGACCGACCUCUUAGCUCUCACCUUGAUCGACAAUUUACCCAACUGGAAAUUCAAGGCCCACCACAUGCGGAUGCUGCGAGCUGGGCUAACGAGACAGCUCGUGCUGUUCAUGCAACUGCACAGCAAUCACAGGCCAAUCAACCAAGAGUAACGUUUGAGCAGCCAGCACUUGGUCCUCGAACAGGCGCAUCUUCAUCUUAUCACCACAAGCAUACCGCUAGCUUACCUGUAAACAUGCACAGAUCAAACAGACGCGAUGGGUGGUACAACGGUCCAGUAGUAUACCAGCAGACUUCUGACAAUAGAUUCCAAGGAACUUCUCCGGAAGGAUCGACUGGUUCCGAAGGUGCAGCGCCUAUAACUCCACAAAGUGCCACCGCGACAGAUUAUAACCCUACCGUUGUACGCUCCAAUGGAUACCACGAGGAACCUUCUCGAACCAUUCAUCCUCAACCACCAGCUGUUCACCACUACCACACACUCUCAAAUGGCAAUGAACAUUCUUAUACACAUAAGCCCCCUACGUCAACUCAAACUAUGUAUCCGCAAGUCCCUCAAUCAUCUACGCAACAUUAUCGCACUGAAGGAUUGGACGCUCUGGCAGCAGCCGCAACAAGUGGUCAGAUCAGUGUACACAAUAAUGCAUUUUGAAGGAUUGAUUUCGUUGGUUCAUACCUUUUGUGUAAAUAUUACACCUCGAGUCAAUUUCUUUUAACGAUACCCGACUUACAUUCUAUUUGUAAGAAUGUCACGAAUUCAUGAAACAAGACAGAUUCACUUUAUUAUCACGAUUUUUCCCUUUAUUUUUCUGCGACUAUUGAGAAAGGGACAUUUUGAUUUACCAGCGUUGGUGUUUGGGUUUUUGGCAUUAUUAACUCUUUCUUCUAUUAUUCUCUCUCAAGCUUUAUCGACUUCUUCACGCCAUUCAAUGUUGUGGUAUAUACAGAUCUCAUGUACCGCGGCUAGUACCCGUGAUUGUGUCUAGCGUUUUCAUCGUCACAUUCGAUAUCGUCGGCCACUGAUUACACAGUGCAUUGAUAUUCUAUACGAAACUUCGAUUAUCUUCAAUGACUUGGAGGAAGCUUGAGCCCGAGGUUUUGACCAAUUUCCUUUGUAUUUAGGUCUGAUUUUUGGGUAGCGUUUGGGUGGGAUUACUUUGGAUUUUUUUUUAAUCAUGAUUUAGCGUACUUGGGAGGUUUCAAUUGUUAUUUCUAGCGUCAGGACAAGGCGGUACUGUACUCGGGAUUUUCUAAUGGGCGGCAUGCUUGGCUAUGACUUGGCUAUGAGAUUUGCAAUAUUGAUACCUCUAUACCCAAAUGCUAUUCAACCAUUUUCUCAAGGCUUUUUCGACAAUUUUUCUUUAGAGACUACGGUUCUAGAUAUGUGUGUAUGCUUCUAAAUUUUCAUGGGUGGCAGAUAUAAUACUUGGAUCUUGGGGGUUGUUACGAGGAAGAGGAAGGUGAAAUGAUGUCAUGGGUGUUUGGGAUGGGUUGAACGAGUUGGCUGGCGGGCGUCUGGCUAGUCUGUUUUGUAUGCGUGCAUCUUUCUUUUGCGGUGGUGGUACAUCCUUGCUUGCAUUUUCGUAUCUAGGGGAGGGGUCUUUUUAGUAUGGUAUGUAUGGCCUCGAGAGUUGAGAAUAUAGGGUUUGAUCUCGGAAUCUUUUGAUGUUUUGAUCCGUGGAGCUGGGAAAUGAGGUUGGGUGGCCGGGUGGUUUGUGGAUUGGUUGGCGGGCUGGAUGUUAGAUGGUGAAGGGUUGUGUGUACUUAUGCA
Molecule: messenger RNA, 4736 nt
Organism: Botrytis sinoallii
Lineage: Eukaryota; Fungi; Ascomycota; Leotiomycetes; Helotiales; Sclerotiniaceae
Exons: 2
Coding region: 1140-3617 (825 amino acids)
Biological process (GO): regulation of transcription by RNA polymerase II
Molecular function (GO): RNA polymerase II cis-regulatory region sequence-specific DNA binding; DNA-binding transcription factor activity, RNA polymerase II-specific
Source: RefSeq, a predicted model, not a curated record